This is a messenger RNA of Cylindrotheca closterium, 963 nucleotides long. NCBI's taxonomy places the organism in Eukaryota, Bacillariophyta, Bacillariophyceae, Bacillariales, Bacillariaceae. The record is from the annotation of a GenBank genome assembly.
AUGGCAAGCAAUUUGAGUUCGGAGGACUAUUUGCAAAUCCUGGACUCCAUUCGAAGCGCUUAUAGCAAAGUGAAUAGUGCUGGAGAUGAAGAACCAACAACGGAAUUACAACAGAUCCGCGAGGCCUUUGCAAGCUUGACUGAUGAAGAUAAGAGAAGACUUUAUGAUGAGCUUGGAAGGGAUCUUGUAGCCAUUCAAGAACCAACUCAACAACAACGAAUGGUGAAUGAAAGCAGGAGCAACAGCCGACCGGCCGAUGGGGUGCCAAAUGGUACCGGUGUGAGUCAAAGAGGCGCAUCGACAUUUUUUUCGGACCUGUUUGGUGCAAGCGAGUCAAAUGGAAGGAGCGGUCCAUUCGGAGGAAUAUUCAGUAGCUUGGGCAGCGUGCUAGAUGGAUUGGGUGGAUUGGGCAGCGGCAGUACGAGUUCCCCAAGGGCGAGUAUGCCAGAUCGCCCACUAAGACAGCAAUAUGAUAUCAUUCCAGAAGGGACAAUUGUGUCGUUACAAGGAUUGGUUAGUCGGCCAGACAUAAACGGGGAUCGCGGAACAGUAAAACAACACGAUCCUAGUUCUGGUCGAUACACGGUUGUUUUGGAAGAUUCCGAAAAAAACAUGAAGGUUAAGCCAUCCAAUCUAGUCCAGAACUCUAAGGUGGAGCUGGUUGGUCUUGAAAGUAUACCAGAAUUGAAUGGUGAACAUGCUGAAAUCCUUUCGUGGGAUGCGAAAUCUGAAAGAUACAUAGUAUUUGUCAUGGGUCGAGUUUCCAGGGCCAUUGGUGUGAAACCUAGCAAUGUUCUUCUUCGCAAUUGCACUGUCGUAAUGAUCACAGGGCUCCAACUAAAACCAGAGCUAAACGGGAAAUUUGGUACUAUCAAGAGUUUCAACAUUGAGACAUUGCGAUAUGAUGUCCAACUAUCCAAGGAGAAGGUACUGAGACUGAAACUGGAAAACGUUCAUGUUUGA